GACAAGUGUUCACUUCCAUCUUCACAUCUUCAGGGUGUGUUGUGCCUUCUUUGUGUCAGUUUCUACCAUUGAUUGAACUGCUGCAAAUUUAACAAUAUUGCUGCACAAUUGGACUUGGAACUCCAACGAGGAACGGGAAAAAGAGAAGAUGAUUCUUCUUAUAUUCCUUCUCUUAUGUGCAGAAGAGGUGAGAACAACGUCGGCCUCAACCACUAGUGCAACAACAGUUGACUCAACCACAUUACCGGUCAACCUAACAUCCACACCAGGCAAUGGAACCUCAAAUCCACCAAUCACCACAAUGUCUCCAGUGAAUGCCACUUCGCCAAUCAACAUGACUUCACCACCAAUCAAUGUGACGUCACUACCAGUCAACAUGACUUCCCCAACAGUCAAUCCAACCUCUCCAACUGUCAACAUGACGUCACCACCACUAAAUAUGACUUCCACACACUUCAACAUGACCUCAACAGUCAACCCAACCUCAAAACCAGUCAACAUGACUUCUUCACCACCAGUCAACAUUACUUCAACACCAGGUAAUAUGACCUCACCAGUAAACCCCACCUCAAUAGAAGUCAAUUUGACAUCACCACUUCCCAACAUUACUUCACCACCAGUCAAUAUGGCAUCAACAGUCAACAUUACUUCAACACCAGUCAAUCCCACCUCAUCACAAAUCAACAUGACAGCACCAGUCAACAUUACUUCACCAUCAGGAAACUUUACUUUACCACCAUUCAACAUGACAUCACCAGUCAACCCGACCUCAUCACCAGUCAACAUGACAUCACCACUUCUCAACAUUACUUCACCACCAGUAAACUUUACUUCACCACCAGAAAAUAUGGCAUCACCGUUCAACCGCACCUCAUCACCAGUCAACAUGACGUCACCACCACACAACAUCACCUCACUUCCAGUAAACUUCACCACAUCACCAUUCAAUCCCCACUCAUCACCAGUCAACAUGACAUCAACACUUCCAAACAUUACUUCACCACCAGUCAACAUGACAUCACCAGUCAACCCCACCUCAUCACCAGUCAACAUGACAUCACCACCACCACACAACAUCACCUCACUUCCAGCAAACUUCACCUCAUCACCAGUCAACAUGACAUCAACACUUCCAAACAUUACUUCACCAGCAGUCAACAUGACAUCACCAGUCAACCCCACCUCAUCACCAGUCAACAUGACUUCAUCACCAGCAGUUGACAUUACUUCAGCCCCAGGUAAUAUGACCUCGCCAGUAAACCCCACCUCAAUAGAAGUCAACUUGACAUCACCACUUCCCAAUAUUACUUCACCACCAGUCAAUAUGGCAUCAACAGUCAACAUUACUUCAACACCAGUCAAUCCCACCUCAUCACAAAUCAACAUGACAGCACCAGUCAACAUUACUUCACCAUCAGGCAACUUUACUUUACCACCAUUCAACAUGACAUCACCAGUCAACCCCACCUCAUCAUCAGUAAACUUGACAUCACCACCAGUCAAUAGUACAUCACCAGUUAACCCAACUUCACCAUCUGUCAGCAUGACAUCACCACCAGUCAACAUGACAUCACCAGUCAACCCAAUCUCACCAUCAGGCAACUUUACUUUACCACCAUUCAACAUGACAUCACCAGUCAACCCCACCUCAUCACCAGUCAACAUGACAUCACCACUUCCCAACAUGACAUCACAACCAGUCAACAUGACAUCACCAGCCAACCCCAUCUCACAAUCAGUCAACAUUACUUCACCAUCAGUCAACCCAACCUCACCAUCAGUCAACAUUACUUCACCAUCAGUCAACCCAACUUCACCAUCAGUAAACAUGACAUCACAACCAGUCAACAUGACAUCACCAGCCAACCCCAUCUCACAAUCAGUCAACAUUACUUCACCAUCAGUCAACCCAACCUCACCAUCAGUCAACAUUACUUCACCAUCAGUCAACCCAACUUCACAACCAGUCAACAUGACAUCACCAGCCAACCCCAUCUCACAAUCAGUCAACAUUACUUCACCAUCAGUCAACCCAACCUCACCAUCAUCAACAUGA
Gymnodraco acuticeps is the source of this 2056-nucleotide messenger RNA. Its product is annotated as mucin-2-like. Bases 149 to 2056 code for a protein of 635 amino acids. Lineage: Eukaryota; Metazoa; Chordata; Actinopteri; Perciformes; Bathydraconidae. The transcript has 6 exons. The record is from RefSeq and is a predicted model, not a curated record.